Messenger RNA from Pseudocercospora fijiensis CIRAD86, 2100 nucleotides. RefSeq lists its product as uncharacterized. NCBI's taxonomy places the organism in Eukaryota, Fungi, Ascomycota, Dothideomycetes, Mycosphaerellales, Mycosphaerellaceae. Bases 1 to 2100 code for a protein of 699 amino acids. The record is from RefSeq and is a predicted model, not a curated record. The transcript has a single exon.
AUGCAUAAUCCACGAGAGUCGAAUCACGAGUGCCGGCAACCAGAGGUCCCGCUCUCAAGCCCGACUCACGCGCGUAGGAAAUCGGUUUACACCGGAGACAAAAGCGUAGCAUCGGCAAGAAAGGAACCGCAGCAGGCGCAGGUGACAGAGGCGCAAGAUGCACAACAACAAACGUCUGAGACACAUGGCAUUGCCUACUCUCCCGGUCAAGCACCAACUCCACAACCUGAGUUCGAACAAAUACCUCCCUCGCCGAUGGACUUUGAAUCAGACAAUCCUGAUACUUCAAACCCGACCGACGACGAGAUCUUCCUGGACAUUUGCGCAUACAUCCACGAGGAAAUGGACCCCGGUGGUCAGCACCAUGCUUCGUGGUGUUUCGAAAACGCCGACCAAAGACCUCCAAUCACACCCGAAAGCUUAGCUGAGCUCGACAUGCCUCGAAUUAUAAACAACCCCAAGCUACGGCAUGAUGUCAACUUUGACCGCGAACUACACUUCCGACCGAACUUGGAUGGAUCAAAAGGCAGGCAGAAGAUGUUGCAAGCAGAUCAGUAUUGGCGAGCACUUGAGGCCGAGUUGGUCAUGCUCAACUUCGUCGCAACACGACGGGCAACGAGCGCGGACAACGAGGACUACUGGAACAGAUGCAUGAGAGGCUGCAUGGUGAGAUUGCCCAAGAUCUUUCAUGCGAUCCGGGACAUCCUCAAAACACUGGUUCCAGACUAUGACCAAAAGGCUGUUUUGGAGCGAUUAGAAGUCGAUCACAUCAUGCAACAGAUUCAGAACGGAGUGUGUGACCUUGUCGACCUCGGAAAUUGGCUAGCAAAGGUCCUGAAAAAUCACUGUGCGCCCAUGCGGGAUAUGCUGGUAGAUUCCAUGCAAAAGGAGAUCCGACGAGGCGCCACAGAAGGCAAGCACGAGAAGCUUGUGUCGGGGUUGAGGCAGCUCAUGAACAUCCUCGAGGCCAUGAAGCUGGACGUCGCGAACCAUCAGAUAAGACACAUGCGACCUCUUUUGAUCGAUGACACGAUCAACUUUCAACGGCGAUACAACAUGCACCGAAUAGCGAUUGGUAAGAUCAACAUGCCUGAAUCUCGAGAUUGGCUGCAAGAGUGCCUGCCUGAUCAAGAUUCCCACCUCGAUGCUCUCACCUUCGGUCUCAUCCGGGACAUGCUCAACAACGAUUUGGCGCACAUGUGUCCGCAGACCUUCUACCUGGAUACUGAUCGCCUGCGCGCACUGAGAGUGGAACUGCACAGCCGCGUGUAUCAGUACGUGUGCCGCGACGUACUGAAGGAGAUAACACCUCCUGGGAUGAGCGCAGUAGACUUCGCAAAGGCGUGCGAUAUGCUUCAAAGCUCCAUCUCGGCCAUCGUCGGUGUGCAAGGACGUUUUGCCGACCGCUUCGACAACAUCGCUGUUGAAAUUGUUCGCGUGUCACUUGUGGCGCGCGGGCAGAACCCACUAUUCGAUGUCGAACUCCUCAACGUCGUGGAGCAGAAGCUUGCCGAAUACCUCCAACCCGAUUCUGAAUCAUUCACCAGACAUGCUGCUGUCCUGACACGAAACUUGGUCCCCAAAGUUCAAGCGCGCGUAGCCGAACAUGUGCGGAUGUCGGCGCUUGACCUUCAAGACAUGCUUGUGCCGCAAGUCACUUCCACAAAUCGCACCUCGAUGGGUUUUGGUGCGGUCAUGGAGCCUGUGCCAUCCGCGCCUGUCACACCAGCGGAUGCAGACGAAGAUAUCAUCCGCCGCUUCACCCACAUCAUCGCACUUCACUGGCAAGUCUGGUCGGAGCUGGUCUACCUUGCCAACAAUCCUCUGAAAUCUGAUGAUGACUCUGCAUCUGAAAGCGGAAGUGAGGGCACAAUGGUCACGUCUGCACAAGGAAGCCCGACGGUGCCCGUAGCGACGGCCAUCUACGCCCCUGGCCGCAAAUGGCUACCCGUGAGCGUCACCGUGACAGACGUGCCCAGCCAAAUGUCGGCGCCAGAAUCGUCGUCCGGACCAAGUCAGCAAUCGAAGAAGGACGGCGAAGCAGAGCAGACGGGCGACGAUGCACCCGAGACUUCACAACAGCGAAGGCAACCCGCAUAA